UGCGGUUUGCUAAGGAAAAGGGCAUACGAGGACACGAAUACAUAAUGUCCAGUGAAUCAAAGACAGAAUUAGAAAAGGCUCGUUAAAGACUUCGAACUCAUAUCUACAUCGAUUAAAACAGAUUUAGGAAUGGCCAAAUUUAUUACUUUGUUUCUUGUUGCUGCAGUUUUUGUAAGAGAAAAGUCGUCAGCUCAAAGCUCGUUCUUUGAUGCACUGUUCAAGGCUGCAAGCCAAGAUAAGGACCUGCAGGGGAGGAUACCGCAAACUGGAGCUGCAUUGGAAAACCUCUUAACAAGAAGUUGUUACGUUUGCCAUGGAACGUCAAUCAGUGCUGUGACGUCAUCAUGCUGGGAAACUGUGGACGAAGACCAUACUCGGUUUGUGGAAAUUCAGCAAUGUUUUGGACAGUGUUCGAUCACAGUUCUAAAUCACACAUCAAUCGGUCUCGUAGAAUUCACCCGUAGGUGUGAGAGCAACUGCACUGCGUCGUGUUAUCACACCGACCAAAACACAGACUUGUGCAAAUAUUGUUGUACUGGCGACAGAUGUAAUGGAAUUGUACCAAAUUACGUUCCGAAAGGUCCAGAAAGAAUAGACCACGUGAGCAAGGAUAAUCUACAAACAUGGUUGAGGGGUGUCUUGUCGAAACCCCGGCAACACGCGGCCAACCCGUCCAAUAAACUUGCUACCCGAAAAUUCAUUAAGAACAUGCUUGGAAACUUUGGGCUGGCUUCAGAAAUGCAAGCUUUUACAAUUUCCGAAACAAUCCAAGAAGAUAGGUCGCCAUUCAACUUUCGCUCGUAUAUCAGAACUGUUAUGAAAGGCUUCAAUAUAGUGUCGGUGAUCAAAGGAAGGCAUUAUGGAACUAUUAAUGAUAAACUAAUCGUGUUGAUGGCUCACUAUGAUACACAUCUAAGUUCAAGAGGUGUGAACGAUAAUGGAUCAGGAGUUUCUGCUUUACUUGAAAUUGCGAGACUACUUCUCCAUCAUACAACGUGUACAAGAAACUACAGCGUCGUGUUGGUGUUCACGGAUUUUAAAGAACAAGGUAGUUUUUUGGAUGGUCUUGCCGGUACCGGGUAUACAAACUGCUUUGUGGAAGAAUUCAACCAACUAAGUGGUGCGGCACAUUUUCUAUGUGGGUGGCUUCUUCCUCACCUCCGUCGAACUGGAUCGCGUCUCAUGUUCUCAGUUAAUUUACAUUCGUUGCUGAAUUUUGAUUCAAGAGCUUCGAGUCAAUCUGGAGUUGCAAGAUUUUCUUUUGAAAACGACAACGCCAGAGUGGGUGACUGGAUCCUUUCAUCUUUUGCACAAGUUGAGGAAGACACGCAUUGGACGUCGAACUACUCGCUUGCUUUGCAGCAGAUGUGGAAAUCCGACCCAUCUGUUCCAGGCCGAUUCAUGCAAGAGCAAAUACCUGCAUCCCAGAGGUCCCGCAUGCAACACGAUGAUUGUCUACCGUUUCUUCUUCUGCGCAACCCACUUCCAUGCAUCACUAUUACAGACACUGGUCCUUUGAGAGGAUACAUGAGAAGAUGCCACAACAACGACUGCGAUGACGUAUCACACGUAACUACACAAAAUUUGGAAUUUCUUGCAAAGUCAACCAAUGCUGUAUGGAGAACUGUGGAAGAGAUUUCUGAAAGUAACUGCCCCAUGCCACCGAAUCCAACGGUUCUAACGCCAACGACCAUACGGCGAACAUCAACAAUAGUAUCAGAUACAAUCGAAGAUGCAGAUGAUCGAACUCUAACUCGGCGAGUCGAGACGUUAGAAACUUGUCAGAGCGCUCUCGUAAGGAAUCCUCCACUUACUGAUAGGAGACGGAACUCCGUUGUUAUCACUGCCGCUUGUAAAUAUGCCCGGGGUAGAUUGGUGUUGUGUCGAUCUCCUAUAUCAGGUGUAUGGGCAAAUCUAAGAUCCAGUUCUGCUUGGAUUCCAAAAAAAGCAAAACGUAGAAAUAGUCGCCGUUUGUGGUUAAAAAUAGACUUUGGACGCCUUGUCAACGUGACCGGCAUCUCAGUACAAGGGGUUCCACGUAAGGGUUUCGUUUCUCGUUUCAUGCUUUCCUUUAGCAACAACGGAAUAACUUGGCACUGGCACUUUCCUACUUUGGACUCGGAUGAUACAACUAGUAGUAUCACCACUGAAUUAGUUGGGAACAAAAACUGGAAAAAUAUAGCAAGGAAUGACAUUAGGCCAACUAUUCAGGCUCGUUUUCUAAGAAUCCAUCCACGCAAAUGGCAUCGUCGCAUCGCCAUGCGGGUUGAAGCGUUUGGAUGUGGUCUGUAAAUACAAUUUAUGUGGUUCUGGAGCCUAUAAGUAACUCGGUUAUGUAUAGUUUUAGGUAACAAUAAUAUGAAAUAAUAUAACAUUGUAGCCAACCUUUCUGUACACAUUGUACCCGACAGUAAGAGUAAAUCUGAUGCGUGUUAAAGUG
Molecule: messenger RNA, 2440 nt
Organism: Ciona intestinalis (vase tunicate)
Lineage: Eukaryota; Metazoa; Chordata; Ascidiacea; Phlebobranchia; Cionidae
Source: RefSeq, a predicted model, not a curated record